Molecule: messenger RNA, 2912 nt
Organism: Nymphalis io (European peacock)
Lineage: Eukaryota; Metazoa; Arthropoda; Insecta; Lepidoptera; Nymphalidae
Product: interleukin-1 receptor-associated kinase 4-like
Exons: 4
Coding region: 197-1990 (597 amino acids)
Biological process (GO): signal transduction; protein phosphorylation
Cellular component (GO): plasma membrane
Molecular function (GO): protein binding; protein kinase activity; ATP binding
Source: RefSeq, a predicted model, not a curated record
UAAUCUCUGGCCAGAGCUCUUGGGUGACGUAACAAAACAAUAACAGGGAAUUCCAAACGUCAAGUUUAUUAUGAACAUAUAAUUUACCUGUUCGUAAUUGUUAUCAAGAUCAAGUAGGCAUAAACUACUUUAAAAGGGGUAUAAUUUGAUCAGAAUAGCCCAAAAAUUGUUAUACUUGGAACAUAAUUAAUCAAUCAUGUAUAAAAACGUCGAACUUCGCAAGCUACCUGCCGACGCACUGUGCAAAGUUGUAAAUAUUCUAGAGAUUAACGAUGAUUGGAAGAAAUUCAUGUCGAUUAUACCAAAAAGCUUACAAUGUGAUAGUAUUGGAUCCAAAUACAACAAUGAACACAUACGGUUGAUUGAAGAGCAUGCAAAAGCAAAUAAUAUGAAGUGCACAGAGGUACUAAUGGAUGAAUGGGGAACAUCAGGUAGAGUUAGACCAACACUGACACACCUGAAAGAUAUUUUAAAAGAAGCUCAAAUGUAUAGAGCAGCAGAUGAAAUAGCAAAAAUGUUAAAAGAAUCUUUGCCUGAACGUCCAACACAUGGCCCAGCUGCACCUAUUACAACAAAUGUUACAGAAAUUCUAAAUGAUGAAAGUAUGGAACAAAGGUUUAAUAAUAUGGGCUCAGUUAACAAGUCUAAGUUUAAUGAAAUGUGUAACAGAACAACAAGACAAAUGAAGUCUGCAAGUAAUAUGAUUGAGUUUUCCAAAAAUGGUACACAAGAAGCAUUUGAUGUCCACAAUGAAAAAACUCUUAAAUCUGAAAGUGACUUUAUUAAAUUCUCUAAAGAACAGGAAGAAACCCAAGUGUCCAUGAAUGUGCCAGAUAUAAGUGCUCUGUUGAAGUCAAAAAGUAACCAAGUUAUUGAUCAAUCUAGUUAUACAUAUACAGAUUCCGAUGUUUCUCAUACAAGUUAUAAAAGUAAAAGUAAUAAUAUUAAGCACAAUCCAAACAUAUAUCAGACAUCAUUUCCAGAUAUAAACAUUUCCCUGGGAAUAGACAGUGCUAUACUUCAAGAUGAAAAUUUAACCCACUUUGAAUAUAGUGAAUUAGAAAAUAUCACAGGUAACUUUUCCGAAACAUUAAAUGAUGGUCCAAAUGGCUUGAUGGGACGAAUUGGAAGUGGAGGCUUCGGGGAUGUUUUUGUUGGCAAUCAUUACAAGUAUGGAUUACUUGCUGUUAAAAAAGCUCACAGUCAUUUACAAAUAUACCGGAAGCCUGAUAUUGCAAUGAAAGUUUUUAAUACCGAAGUGAAAUACCUUUCACAGUUUAGGCACAAUAACAUUGUUCCCAUAAUAGGAUUUUCUAAAGAUGGCCCAGCACCAUGUAUUGUUUGCGAAUAUAUAGAUGGAGGUUCUUUACAACAAAAUAUUGAAGCAAAGAUCUUAAGUGAAAUCCAAAGGAUUGAUAUAAUGAUAGGGACUGCUGAAGGGUUAAAAUAUUUGCACACCAGCGAGAAACCUUUACAGAGUAAAGAAAGCAGUGCCCUUUUAGGAGUUGUGGGUGAAAUUGAUUCACAGAACACUAUAAAGAAUUUCGUUCAUGGAGAUGUUAAAACAGCUAAUAUUCUACUGACAAAGGAAUAUGUACCAAAGUUAUGUGACUUUGGAUUGGCCAAGCAAUACGACUCAACGUUUGUGACUACGUGUCCUAUGGGUACUUCAGCAUAUAUGGCUCCCGAGGGCAUCCAUGGCACUAUAACACAAAAGAUAGAUAUAUUCAGCUUUGGUAUUGUCUUAUUGGAACUACUUACUGGUUUAAAACCAAUUGUUGCUAAUGAUGGAGAGAAUUUAAAUAUUAAACAUUACGUCGAAGAAAACUCUAUUAAUAAUGAUAUUAGUCCUUUAUUAGAUCCUUGUGUUACAACUUGGUCGAAAGCCAAGGAAAUUUAUAGUUUAGCCCAAAAUUGCUUAGAAUACAAUCGAAAAAGCAGACCUACUAUAACUGAUGUUGCUAAUAUUUUAUACAAAAUAAAGAAUUAAUACUUAAAUUUAUAAUAACUGUUGAAUGUGAUAUAUUCUAUCUUUUAUUUACAUGUACAUUCACCGAUAUAAAUUUCUUGUUUUAUUGUUUCUACACGCGUAUUGAAAUUAUUAUUUUCCAUAUCAAUAGCUUUCUCUAAAUCAGCAAUAAUUUGUUCUUGUUCAUCAGUUUUACAGAGGCUAAUGAUUGUAAUGAGAAGUUUUUGCAUGUGUGUGGCUAUGUCUUCAUCCUUACAUGUAUAUAAAACUUUGAAGAGGAUAGAAAUCAUUUUGUGAUCAGAAUGCAGCUUCCAUAUACACCAACAAUAUCUGAUCCAUUCUUCUAAACACUGAAACAGAAAAUGCUAAUGAUAACAAUAUGCAUAUACAUAUAUAUUAAUAUUUCAUAUAUGUCAAUACCUUGUCUGAAUUGUGUAAAAUAAUUAUUUGUUUCAAUUAACCUUAUCUAUUUCUGGACUAGUUAGUUUAAACAAGACUGAUGAAUGUAUUAUUGUUAUGCUAUUAGAGAAAAGUUUAUAUAUAAUCGUAAAUAGUUAUGUGAGUAUUUACUAGUGAUAACAAAAGUAUUUUCAUGUUGUUCAUUUCAUAUACUUAAAUCGGUAAUGAAAAUAAUUUGUGCAUGAUUUCAGACUUUAUUUAAUUAUGUGUAAUAAUGAAAAAAGAAUGUACUUUUGUAAUGUAACAUAUUUUUCAACUAGUAAAACCCAUAGUUUUAUUAGUGUGGAAUGCACUUUGUGACGAAAAUAUUUCGAAACCUAAAUGACAUAAUCACCUGGUUAUUUCUGCCUGAUAUUGAAAAUUGUAUGUAAACAAAAAUAAAAAAAAUGGCUAAACUAGGAAACCUCCUAGUGGUCAUUUUCACUCUGACAAUCAACUAAUAAUUAAUUAUUAUUCUAUAUUUAAUAAAAGAAUUUUAUUUGUA